CUUCAAACUAAUUCCAAUAAGAAGAGUAAGAAGAUCAGUAGGAGGAUUUCGUGUCAUUUGUCGCAAUAUCACGAUGAGUAGCAGAAGAGCAAUAUUGGUGAUUCCAAAUCCACUUAAUUUGGCAACCCAUUCCCCUGUUUACGCAUUAAACAGGGUGUUUAUAAGCUCGCGUCAAUUGUCACAGCGUCCUGAAGGAAGUCCGAGUAACUGGACCGACGAUAUCCGGGCUGGACCCGGAGGUACUCCGACGACGACGGCGGCCGGAAAGAUCACUCCGGAUCAGCAUGUACGAGUUAUAAACCGUCAUGAUAAUAAUCCCGACUACCGUGAGGAAGAAGACGGGAUGGAAAGGGCUAAAGAGCGGACGAGGGACGCGGCACAUGUUCUCAGCGACUUGGCUAAAGAAGGGACCGCCAAGGCCAUCGAAUCGGGUCUGGAAUUGGGCGAAAUUGCUAAGAAGACUAUGGAUGUAGCCUGGGAUGCUGCUAAGGAUACUGCAAAUAACCUCAAAGAUGCAAUCACCGGAGACGAUGAACGUCGCGAUCAUCGUCAUCGUAACCGGGUGAAUAGGAAUGGAAACGAAUCGGGUCAGGGUGACGAUGCUAGAUUCAAGAAACCUGCCGCUGGCGGUUACCAUUAGCCUGGAGUUUAACGGAACAAGUGCUUUGUUUUUGUGUUUUCUCUCUUUAAAUUUCUUGUUUGACUCCAGGUUCGAUAUAAUUGUAAGUGUUUAAUUGUUGUAGUUCAUUGCUUCAUUUCGACCGGCCGCGUUUUUUAUUUUUGCCCACUAAUUAAUAAAACCUUUUUGUUUUUCGGAAA
This is a messenger RNA of Oldenlandia corymbosa var. corymbosa, 819 nucleotides long. Lineage: Eukaryota; Viridiplantae; Streptophyta; Magnoliopsida; Gentianales; Rubiaceae. The record is from the annotation of a GenBank genome assembly.